AUGGUUAGCGUCACCAACCGGGUAAACACGUCGCCGCCGCAAAACCCCCGUAACCUCCUUCAACGGGAGCGGGACCAGCUGGCUUGGGACCCCGUCAAGAUGAACUACUUUUUGGAAGGGCUGCAAGAGCGCUCGGAACACGUCGCCGACGUGUUGCAGCUGCUUGAGCGGGACCCCAUCUUGGCGGUGGGCCCCGGAACCUACGACGAAACCAAGGCCGAACAGAGAGAAACCACCGCCAAAAAGAUCGCUCGCCUCGCCCAGUACCUCGAAAUUGAAGGCGAAGACAAGUUCGCCACCCGGUUGCUGGUGGUGGGGACGUUUGAUCCGCAAUUGAACACCAGAGUCAGUGUCCACCUCGGGUUGUUUGUUCCCGCCGUCCGCGGUAACGGUACUUUCGAGCAAAGAAACUACUGGUUGGACGACAAGGCGACCAGCAUCAAGACCGUGUACGGGUGCUUUGGGAUGACCGAGUUGGCCCACGGUUCUAACGUCCCCGGUUUGCAAACCACCGCCACUUUCGACGAGGAAACCGACGAAUUCGUCAUCAACACCCCCCACAUUGGUGCCUCGAAGUGGUGGAUUGGUGGUGCCGCUCACUCCGCCACCCACUGUGCCACCUACGCGAGACUUAUCGUUAAGGGUAAGGACUACGGUGUCAAGGUGUUUGUGGUGCCUUUGAGAGACGCCGACUUUAACUUGAACCCCGGUGUCACCGUCGGCGACAUUGGUGCCAAGAUGGGGCGUGACGGGAUCGACAACGGGUGGAUCCAGUUCUCCAACGUCCGCAUCCCCCGCUUCUUCAUGUUGCAGAAGUUCUGCAAGGUCACCCGCAACGGUGAGGUCACCUUGCCUCCCUUGGAACAAUUGUCGUACUCGGCUCUCUUGGGCGGCAGAGUCAGCAUGGUUGAGGACUCGUUCCGGAUGAUCUCUCGUAUGACCACCAUCGCUCUCAGAUACGCCAUUGGCCGUACCCAAUUCCCCAAGGACAGCAACCCCAAGGAAGAGCAGCAGAUCAUCGACUACUCGCUCCACCAGCGUCGUCUUUUCCCUUACUUGUCGGCGGCCUACGUCGCUGCUGCCGGGGCCUAUAAGUGCCGGGUUGAGGCUCGCACCAUCAUGGCCAACAUCGAUGUGGCGGUGAAGAACAACGACAAGCAAGGGUUGAAGCAGGCUAUCCUCGACCUCAAGCAAUUGUUCGUCGACUCUGGGUCGUGCAAGUCCAACUUGACGUGGAUGGCGGCUGAGUGUAUCGCUGAAUGCCGUCAAGCCUGUGGUGGUCACGGCUACCUGGCCUACAACGGGUUUGGCCGUGCCUUCAGCGACUGGCACGUCAUGUGCUCGUGGGAAGGUGACAACAACAUCUUGGGUGUCCACGUCGGUAAGUCGAUGUUGAAGCAGUACAUUGACGCUCGCGACAAGGGCAAGGCCCCCUCGGACUCGAUCAAGUUCUUGGCUGAGUCGGCCGACUUCACCGGCAGCAACAGCAAGCAGACGGUGCUCAAGUCGCCCCAAGACGUGUUGGAUUUGAACAAGUUCGCUCGCGCUUUGGAAGUGGGGAUGGUGAGAUUGUCGGAGCGGGCUGCCAGCAAGCUCAAGCAAAACCAAGGCAACAUGGACACCUUGGGCCCCGAAUUGGUGUUGCUUACUCGCUUGAGAGCCCACCACUACUUGGUGCGUGAAUACGCUCGCCGGGUGGCCGAACACCCUGACAACCUGGUGAAGCCUUACUUGGAAUUGAUGGGUCAAAACUAUGCUGCCGCCUUCGUGUUGCAACAGGUGCUGACGUUGUUCCUCACUUACAACUUGAUUGACUCGGAAACCUUUGGUGACGUCAACAGUGACGUGUUGCCCGAUCUUGCCAAGAAGAUUCGCCCCCACGUCGUUGCCUUCACUGACUCGUUCCAGCUUUCCGACGCUAUCAUCAACUCCGCCAUUGGUAAGUGGGACGGCGACUUGUACGAGAACUACUUCAACAUUGUUUGCCAACAAAACCCUCCCAGCCAAACCAAAGCCCCCUACUCCGAGGUUCUUGAGAAAGCGAUUGGCAGAGGGCCCUUGGACCGUCGUGACCGCUACGAAAAGACCGGCGAAGCCGCUAAGCAAUUGUCUAAGUGA
Molecule: messenger RNA, 2118 nt
Organism: Diutina rugosa
Lineage: Eukaryota; Fungi; Ascomycota; Pichiomycetes; Serinales; Debaryomycetaceae
Exons: 1
Coding region: 1-2118 (705 amino acids)
Biological process (GO): fatty acid beta-oxidation using acyl-CoA oxidase; lipid homeostasis
Cellular component (GO): peroxisome
Molecular function (GO): FAD binding; acyl-CoA oxidase activity; fatty acid binding
Source: RefSeq, a predicted model, not a curated record